Messenger RNA from Trachemys scripta elegans, 711 nucleotides. Its product is annotated as interferon beta-like. Gene Ontology annotation, cellular component: extracellular region. The transcript has a single exon. NCBI's taxonomy places the organism in Eukaryota, Metazoa, Chordata, Testudines, Emydidae. Gene Ontology annotation, biological process: defense response; response to exogenous dsRNA; B cell proliferation. The record is from RefSeq and is a predicted model, not a curated record. Gene Ontology annotation, molecular function: type I interferon receptor binding; cytokine activity. The coding region runs from base 1 to 711 and encodes 236 amino acids.
AUGAUGAAACAAAAAUUCUGUAGCCAUAUAUUUAAAUUCAGAGAUAUGAAGGAAAGACACAGCAGUCUACGUAGGACCCUCAACAAACUCCAGGCUCAAGGUUCCACACAAAGAAAAGAAGUGGAAGAUAUCACCAUGACCACCAGAUGUUUGCUGCACAUUUGCCUCAUGCUGCUCUUCUCUACGGAAAUCUCAUCUCGGCUCUGUACCAUGCUUCACUUCCAGCAGAACAAAGUGAACAAAGAAAGCUUGGAGCUUCUGCAGAAAAUGAGCGGAAAUUUCCCCUCACAAUGCAUAAAUGAAAGAGCAGCUUUCAGACCCACCCAGGAUGUUGUCCAACUUCCAGUGUCCCAGAAGGAGAAUGCCAAGGUGGCAAUUCAAGAGAUCCUCCAAGAGAUCUUCAACAUCUUUAGCAAAAACCUCACCCAGAGUGCCUGGGAUGAGACUUCCCUAGUCAGGUUCCAAAACGGACUUUAUCAGCAAAGUCAGCGGCUGGAGACAUGUUUGAGAACACAGAUGGAGAAGGAAUUAACCAAACCGGAAAGUGAGGAACUCCAGCUCACCAGUCGGAGAGUGAAAAAAUACUUUCAGGAGAUAGAUGCUUUCCUGAAAGAAAAACAAUACAGCCUUUGUGCCUGGGAGAUCAUUCGCAUGGAAAUACCGAGAUGUUUUGUACUAGUUGACAAACUCACUGGAAGGCUUAGUAACUAA